Messenger RNA from Penicillium pulvis, 1266 nucleotides. RefSeq names its product secretory lipase-domain-containing protein. The record is from RefSeq and is a predicted model, not a curated record. Lineage: Eukaryota; Fungi; Ascomycota; Eurotiomycetes; Eurotiales; Aspergillaceae. Gene Ontology annotation, biological process: lipid catabolic process. Bases 1 to 1266 code for a protein of 421 amino acids. The transcript has a single exon. Gene Ontology annotation, molecular function: triacylglycerol lipase activity.
AUGCUUUCCCCGGUCCGCCUGCUUCCUCUUAUUGGGAGUCUUCUUCCAUUCGUCUCCGGACGGCCGUCUACGAGCUCAUCUGUGGUUCUUCCUCCUAGCGAAGAUCCCUUCUACAGUGCCCCUCAUGGCUAUGAGACUAAAAUCCCCGGAAGCGUUCUGCGCAUACGUCACGCCCCGGGAAAUCUGACAGAGUUGGUCAGCAAUGCCUCCGCAGCAUACAACAUUGUCUACCGCACUACGAAUAGCCAAUAUCGCCCUUCGUGGGCCGUGACCACCGUAUUCGUCCCUUCAAUUCCUCGUCACAGCAAAAACUCUUCCUUGCUCUCUUACCAAGUCGCAUACGACUCUCAUGACAUUGACGCCAGCCCCAGCUAUGCGAUGUACUCUUCUCCUCCUAUAGAUGUCUCUCUCGCACUUGAAGAGGGUUGGUAUGUCAACGUCCCCGAUUAUGAAGGUCCUCUUGCCUCUUUCACUGCGGGCGUACAAUCCGGCCACGCUACACUCGACUCCAUUCGGAGCAUUCUUGACUCCCAUGCGACCUUGAACUUCAAGGCUUCGUCCUCCUCCAUCGCUUUAUGGGGGUACUCUGGUGGUGCUCUUGCCAGCGAAUGGGCCACCGAGUUACAGGUACAAUACGCCCCGGAGCUCUCUAUUUCCGGUGCUGCCCUUGGCGGCCUCACACCUAACAUCACUAAUGUGAUGGACACUGUUACUGGCACCUUUAGCGCGGGGCUCAUUCCCGAAGCAGUCCUUGGUAUUGCGAGUCAAUACCCAGCUACCUACGAUUAUUUGGUUAGUAAAUUGAACAAGGAGGGAAAGUACAAUCGCACGACUUUCCUCGCGGCAACAAAAAUGACACUCUCGGAGGCGGACGUCGCCUUUGUUGAGCAGAAUAUUUUUGAUUACUUCGUCGAUGGCCAAGAUACCUUCAACGCCCCUGUUGUGCAGCACGCGCUGAAUAGGGACGGAUACAUGGGAUAUCACGGUGUGCCACAAACCCCGCUUUAUGUGUACAAGGCAAUCAAAGAUGAGGUUAGCCCUGUGGCCGAUACCGAUGCUCUGGUAGAGAGGUUUUGUGGCGUUGGGGUCAAUAUCCUGUAUGAGCGGAACACGAUCGGCGGGCACUCUGCGGAGGGUGUGAAUGGCCAUGCGAGCGCCUUGGAAUUUAUCUCCUCCGUUUUGACUGGGUCUUAUGAUCAGCUAUACCAGACGUCGGGAUGUACCAUCAGGGAUGUAACUAUUAAUAUUACUAGCUCGGCGCUAUAG